GAGUAGUAAGAGGAAAUGUUGAUUUUACAGGCACGGUCGGAGGAGCAGGUGGCAGCAGCUCGAGCAUGGCUGGACGCGGAGCGGGUGUGGCUAGUGCACCGUGGCGGGUUCUGUGCGGCGAGGCAGCUGAGGGAGACGGACUCUGGAGAGGCGCUACCAGAGGGACGUGUCAGACUCAAGCUCGAACACAACGGCGACGUGAUCGAGGUGGACGAGGAUGACGUCGAGAAGGCCAACCCUCCACCCUUCGACCGUUGUGAGGACCUGGCUCAGCUGCGCUACCUCAACGAGUCGUCCGUCCUGCACACCCUCCGUCAGCGUUACGGCUCCAACCUCAUCCAUACGUACGCCGGCGCCGCCAUGGUCGUCAUCAACCCCACCAGUCCCCUGGCUAUCUACUCCGAGAAGGUGAUUCAAAUGUUUAAGGGAUGCAAGCUAGAGGACAUGCCACCUCAUAUAUACUCGGCAGCUCAGGCUUCCUACCGGGACCUUCUAGCCACCAGACGUGACCAGAGUAUCGUGUUCUUGGGCCGCUCCGGAGCUGGAAAGACGACGAAUUUCAGACAUAUACUUCACUAUCUAGCUUUAGCUGCGGGGGUAACCAAUAAAGUACUUACAGUGGAAAACUGAAUGCCAUAUCAACGUAUUGAAGCUUUUGGCAACAGUCGGACAGUAAUGAACACAAAUGCCACGCUUCACCAGAUAUUCAGCCUUGAUUUUGAUCACUCUGGACAAAUUGCAUCAGCUUCAGUACAAGUAAGAAUUCUCCAAAAAAACUCGAGUGGUUCGCGACCUGAAGGGGAACCAAACUAUCAUAUAUUCUAUCAACUCCUCUCUGGUGCAGACAAUGACCUCCAGGAUCACUGGGCCUUGACAACCUGUCUGAGCCAAACCUCUUAUGACACCACUACAAAGGAGUGAAGAUCGACAAAAGGCUGGCAUAGCUUGGGCGAGAAUCGGGCUGCUCUUGGCGUACUGGGAGUAUCACCUGAUGAACAGAAUACUAUUUGAGUGUCCUGCAGCAAUAUAUCAUCUUGAACUGCAGGAGCUGUUAGAACUGCCACUGGUAACAAGUUCCAGUUCAGUAAGCCAGGCAGUGCCCAGCGUGCUCAACCCUCCUUGGAACAUCAGUUGAAGAAUUGGCUCGUUCUAUCUUUUAUGCCACACCUACCACACCUUCUACUAGAGCCUCAUUCAGAACUGCAUCACCAACAGAGGCCCACUGAGGCGUCCUGAAGGUCUGGAGGCUCUAGAGGGCAUGGCAACUGGUCUAUAUAGUGAAGCAUUCAAUGCCAUUGUGGCUCUCAUCAAUAGGUGUAUAUCAACGUCAGCUCACACUUCCAACUCCAUACUGGUGGUUGAUGCACCAGGCCUGCAAAAUCCAGCUUCAUGGGAGGAC
Homarus americanus (American lobster) is the source of this 1399-nucleotide messenger RNA. Its product is annotated as unconventional myosin-XVIIIa-like. The record is from RefSeq and is a predicted model, not a curated record. Lineage: Eukaryota; Metazoa; Arthropoda; Malacostraca; Decapoda; Nephropidae. Gene Ontology annotation, molecular function: cytoskeletal motor activity; ATP binding. Gene Ontology annotation, cellular component: myosin complex.